UGUAGGCGUUCCAAAUCUUCCACUGAUCUGCCCAACAAUUUCAUGAACAUGACGCGCAAACUUUUUGUCUGUCAAGAAUUCAAAAUGUUCAGCUUCAAAUUGAACUUGCAGUUGACCGCUAUCGGUGUUCCAUUAACCGUAUGAUCAUAUUGGGGUUCAAUGAAACGUUAACAAACCGGUGAAUGCUGAUGGAAUGGCUGAUCAAGUUAAAGAAACGGAACUUAAUCUACACCCUGAGCUAGAACAGCCUUUAAAGAGGCUUUGUGAUGAUCCAACAUCAACGGUUGUUAUUAUGAGUGGGAGCGAGCGUUGCGUACUCGAAAAGAACUUUGAAGAUUAUAAUGUAUGGCUUGCAGCCGAACAUAGUGUGUUCAUAAGAACAACUAACAAGAAUUGGUCACAAAACUUGACGAAUAAUAUACAUACAGAUUGGAUCGCGAGCAUGAAGCAUGUUUUCGAGUAUUUCACUACGCGAACUCCACGGUCUUACUGUGAGCUUCGCGAGACGUCAAUCGUUUGGAGUUAUAAGUAUUCAGAUUUCAAAUUUGGAAGACGUCAAGCAAAGGACUUGUUGAAUCAUUUGAGGACUGGACCCAUAUCAAAUGCUUCAGUAGACAUUGUUCAAGGCGAGCGGUCCGUUGAGGUUCGAGUCAAUGGUGUCUCAAAGGGUGUAGGAAUACAUGGCAGUUUAGGUCAAGUUAUACGCAACAAAGAUAUGAAGGCUCCAAUCGACUAUGUGCUAUGUGUCGGUCAUUUCCUUCCAAAGGACGAAGAUAUAUACAUGCUUUUUGAUUUGGGCAUUCCUGCUACAACAGCAGCCCCGACACACUCAAGUUUAGGGAGUCCCAUCGACGAGCAGUCUCCAAAUCGUUCAGAAGAAGAAACCAAAGCCGACGACCAUUCAGUUAUAGCUUCAGAUAGUGACAAUAGCUGCUGCCCUGUGAAUAGAAACAUGCCAUAA
Messenger RNA from Helianthus annuus (common sunflower), 961 nucleotides. RefSeq names its product alpha,alpha-trehalose-phosphate synthase [UDP-forming] 1-like. Gene Ontology annotation, biological process: trehalose biosynthetic process. The transcript is spliced from 3 exons. The record is from RefSeq and is a predicted model, not a curated record. Lineage: Eukaryota; Viridiplantae; Streptophyta; Magnoliopsida; Asterales; Asteraceae. Gene Ontology annotation, molecular function: catalytic activity. Bases 194 to 961 code for a protein of 255 amino acids. Gene Ontology annotation, cellular component: cytosol.